AUGGUAGAGUACAUGGUAACGAUAAGCAAGGAAAGUAACAGACUGAUGAAAGAACAGUUCGCUGAUGUAUUAACGGCAAUUGAUCAAAAGAUAAAAGAUAGAGAAGCAAAUGAGGAAGAAAAAACUGAGAAUGAAGACGAAUUAGAAAGUGAUGAUGAUGAUGAUGGCAACGAUCGUGGUAUUGAUGUACUGGAUAGUGACAAUGACGAUGAUGAAGAAGUGGAAUCAGAGAAUGAAGAGGACCGCGCCUUCAYUGAUGAUAAUUCAGUGGAUGAUGAUGAUUACGACCCCGCCUUUUACAGAGCAUUGGACCAGGAGCUUGGUGACAGGUUCCCAACCGCGCAAAGAGAUAAGAACAAAAAAGAAAAGAAACGACAGUACCCUCUAGUGAAACUGAAGGUAUGUAGUCAUAAUAUUAUCGUAAACGAUUAUAUUUUGUAA
Messenger RNA from Exaiptasia diaphana, 441 nucleotides. RefSeq names its product phosphopantothenoylcysteine decarboxylase subunit SIS2. The record is from RefSeq and is a predicted model, not a curated record. Bases 1 to 441 code for a protein of 146 amino acids. NCBI's taxonomy places the organism in Eukaryota, Metazoa, Cnidaria, Anthozoa, Actiniaria, Aiptasiidae. The transcript has a single exon.